UCAAUCGGAGACCUUAUUGUUCUCACGAAACCGCUUGGAACUCAAGUAGCCGUGAACGCGUUCAAAUGGUAUUGCAAUCCAAUUCACCCGAAGUUGCCGAAAUUGAAGGAAAUAACCUCGUUUGAAGAAGUUUGCGAAGCGUAUGAGAGUGCGACCGCAUCUAUGAUACGUUUGAAUCGUAUAGGUGCCAAGUUGAUGAAAAAAUACGGGGCCACUGCUGCGACUGACGUGACUGGAUUCGGGAUACUGGGGCACGCUGAUAAUUUAGCGAAAUCGCAGAUCCGUGAAGUUACUUUCAUCAUUAAG
Molecule: messenger RNA, 306 nt
Organism: Notodromas monacha
Lineage: Eukaryota; Metazoa; Arthropoda; Ostracoda; Podocopida; Cyprididae
Source: the annotation of a GenBank genome assembly